Miscanthus lutarioriparius is the source of this 960-nucleotide messenger RNA. The record is from the annotation of a GenBank genome assembly. NCBI's taxonomy places the organism in Eukaryota, Viridiplantae, Streptophyta, Magnoliopsida, Poales, Poaceae.
AUGAUGAAUACCCGAGGCAGUGGCAGCAGCAGCGGCAGCAACCAGACCAUGAUGGCCUUCUCCGAGCAUCCGAAGCCGGCGGCGUCGUCGUCGUCGGGGCAGCCGCAGCUGUCCCCGCCGUCGUCGCCGAACGAGCGUCCGCCAGCGGGCCGCGGGCGCCGGCGCGCGCAGGAGCCCGGGCGGUUCCUCGGCGUGCGGCGCCGGCCGUGGGGCCGGUACGCGGCAGAGAUUCGCGACCCCACGACCAAGGAGCGGCAUUGGCUGGGCACGUUCGACACCGCGCAGGAGGCGGCGCUCGCCUACGACCGCGCCGCGCUGUCCAUGAAGGGCGCUCAGGCGCGCACCAACUUCGUGUACACGCACGCCGCGUAUAACUACCCGCCCUUCCUGGCGCCGUUCCACCACGCGCAGCAGCCGUCGUCGUACGCGCACGCGCCGUCGUCCGUGCAGCAGCUGUACGGCGUGGGCGCGCCGCACAUUGGCUCGUACGGCCACCACGGCCACCACCACCAGGGCUCGGCGGGCGCUGGAGCAGCUGGCAGCGGCGCGUCUUCGGGCGAGUGCUCGUCGACGAUGCCGGUGCCCGUGGAACGUGCCGACGGCAUGCUGCUGCUGGACCGCAGCGGCGGCGGGCACCACCACCACGAGUUCCUGUUAGCGAGCGCGGACGACAACUCCGGGUACCUGAGCAGCGUGGUCCCAGAGAGCUGCCUCCGGCCACGGAGCAGCGCGGCGGCGGUGGAGGACCUGCGGCGGUACUCGGACGCGGACGCCUACGGGAUGGGCAUGGGGCUCCGGGAGGACGUGGACGACCUGGCGCAGAUGGUUGCCGGGUUCUGGGGCGGCGCCGGCGAAGCGGACCAGCUGUGCGGGUUCCCGUCCGGCGGCGCCGGGGACAGCAUGGUGGCGUCGUCGCAGGGGUCCGACGGCUACUCGCCCUUCAGCUUCCUCUCCCACUGA